AUGGGCGGGUUCAGCGGCGCUACAGGUCUCGCGGUGUACCGCGAAGAAGAUGAUGAGGAGCUGUUCGAGACAUCGUCUUCCAUCUCCAGCGACUCCGACGACGAGGACCAGUUCUCAGAAGGAGAAGAGGGCGUCGGAGCUCUGGAGCACCAGUUCACGCAGCAGCCGGUGCGGAGAUUGAAUUCUGACAGCCUCUAUGAUCUGUCGUCUAUGAUGGCACAACUCCCUGCCAAGAAAGGGCUAUCGAAAUACUAUGACGGCAAGUCUCAAUCGUUCGCGUGUAUGUCUGAAGUGAGGUGCCUGGAAGAUCUGCGCAAGAAAGAGACACCCUACAAGAAGAUGAAGCCAUCCAGGAGUUAUGUAGCGUUAGACGAAGAGCAGGACUGUCAUAUGCCGGGUCCUAACAGCAGGGCACCCGGAAGUUCUUGCGCAAACCUGGUGGCUCGGAAGAACAGCAAAAACAUGCUCUACAGACCUCCCACAAUCCCUGUAAACAAAAGUGGAUACCAUCAGUAG
Miscanthus lutarioriparius is the source of this 516-nucleotide messenger RNA. NCBI's taxonomy places the organism in Eukaryota, Viridiplantae, Streptophyta, Magnoliopsida, Poales, Poaceae. The record is from the annotation of a GenBank genome assembly.